UUUUGACAGUCCGCGCAAUAAAAGAGCUGCUAAUUUAAGCUCUGGAUCAGGCAAAAUCAAAAAACUCUUCAUCAGAAUCUCAAAAAUACAGAAAACUACAAAGGAAACGCAGUCAGAUAGUCAGUAAUUCUUUAAGAGGCUCUAUUCCCUUGCUACCAGACGAUUUGUUUCCUAAUUUGCCUCAAAUUCAGGCGGCCAAACAAGCCGAAAAACGCAUCACUCAAAAAUCGCUUCCAUCCGUGGUAACUUCCAAAGCUUUGGCUGUAGCUGAAACUAGAAGGGCGAAAACUGUCUUUUUCUAUAAGGACGGGGACGAGUAUUUUACGGCAAGGUGUUCGAGUACCAAUAAAUAAAGGGCGAUUCCGAACAAUGGAUGCACUCAUGGACUCUCUAAACGACUCCAUUCCUAUGCCUUUUGGCGUUCGUCGAUUGCACACCCCCAAUGGCAAAACUCCGAUUCGUUCUAUAGACGAACUCCAACCUCAUGGAAGGUACAUUGCGGCCUCUAGCACCCGACGAGUUCAGGGAGUCGAUUUGGAGGCAAUUGAACGCAGAAAACGGCACAGGGAAGACGCCCAACGUCGCUGGAACUUUCAGAGUUCGCCUACAACUACACAUGGGGGGUCGGCGAAUACAGGUCAAAUUCAAUUGACAGCGUCAAAAGGGGGAGCGGCAGAGAUUAAUACCCGCGACCCUCGCAACAACCAAGAUAAUACGAACAUGUUUCAAUCCUCACAAGUUGGAAGAGCUUCACGCUCGCGUAGCGAAAAGCUACCUGCCCCGGAAGCUUCAACUGCUUUGUCUACUCAACAAAGAGUAAACAGUACAUUUAUGCCGGUGACUUCAAAGCAGUUAAAACCCCUUCAGAUUUAUUUUGUUCUUAAUGGCAACCCACAUCGUUUCUAUCGCACUCUUGUGAGUCCUCUUAGUAGAGGCGAGUUGGAUCACUUAUUGGAGGAAAUAAGCGAAGGUCUGCACGUGGCAAUAUUUCGAAUAUAUUCGUUCGAAGGCGAUCGUAUUCUCAACGUUGAACAACUUCUUCAACUAAAGGACUCUCGAGCAAUUGCAGUACCCAGACAUGAACGUCUUCAACUCAACGGCCAAACAAACUCAGACAUUCUAAGGCCUGUUAUCCCUCUCCAACAACAAAAGCAAUCGACUGGUCUGCUUCUUCCGCCUAUUAAAAAUGGCAAUAAUAAAUCUAAAGGAACCGGAACCUCAUCUUCUAAAUCAGUGCCUCCCUAUCGUGGAAAUCACUCAAAAAGUUGGAAUUAUAUUUUUAUUAGAGGAGAGAACCCUUACAGCUUAUUAGAAGGUGUAGCCCCAAGGGACCCUUUGGGCAAAGAGAACCCUGUGGGCUUAUACUGA
Molecule: messenger RNA, 1368 nt
Organism: Meloidogyne enterolobii
Lineage: Eukaryota; Metazoa; Nematoda; Chromadorea; Rhabditida; Meloidogynidae
Source: the annotation of a GenBank genome assembly